CUCUGGCGCGCCAGCCUGGAUGCUCUUCUCGCGCAGUUUGAAAUUGCAGCACCAGCUUCCAAGUCAAAACUUGAAGCUUGCUCCCUUGUGAGUUCUCUUCCGAAGCUUCCCACUUCAGCAGAGACGCCGGUCCUUACCGCCCGCCCCACCCUUCCUCCUUUCCUCCCUUCUCCUCCACACGCUCCCACCAUGGCUGACCAGGUCGCCCCGGUCGCCGCCAACGGCCCCAAGAAGACCGGCAAGGUCAAGUGGUUCAACUCGAGCAAGGGCUUCGGGUUCAUUACCCCCGACGAUGAGGGCGAGGAUUUGUUCGUGCACCAGACGAGCAUCCACGCAGAGGGCUUCCGGUCCCUGCGCGAGGCAGAGCCCGUAGAGUACACGGUCGAGACCUCCGACGACGGCCGGACAAAGGCUUUGGAUGUCACCGGCCCCGGGGGGGUUCCAGUGCAGGGGGCUCCCCGCAGGGAUGGUUACGGUGGGGGAGGCAGCCGUGGGGGCUUCGGGGGGGCCGCGGCAGGGGGGGUAGACGCGGGGGAUUCGGCGGCGCACCCGGGGGGGGUGACCGUGCCUGCUACAAUUGCGGGGAGCCAGGGCACAUUGCCAGGGAUUGCCAGAGCGAGCCCCAGCAGGGGGGCGGCGCUAGGUUCGGAGGAGGUGGCAGGUCCGGCGGUUCCCGGGCUUGUUACAACUGCGGACAGGAGGGCCAUCUCGCCCGCGACUGCCCCAACCCCACCCAGUAAGGUGGCAAUCGGGCCGAUACGGAAAGCACCAACAGGAGGUUUGCAGGUUCUACCCGGACAUUUCUGCCCGGGGAAAAGUCUUCGCAUCAGGGGGAGGUGCACGGAAGGAGUUUGCUUUGCAGAAGGGGGGGUGGUCGCCCCCCUCUUGGUUUAGAAAAAGGGGGGGCAGUCGAGCCCUCCGGUAGCACUCGAAGCUUCACGGAAGGCCUUGUAGGUCGAGGUGGGCUUUGGUAAUAUGCGUUUGUUGUUGCUUUGCUAGAACUUCAUCAGUUGGGCUUGGCCGCACCCCUGCGGCCGCGUAGGCCCCGAGAGCGUCCCAGGCAGCCUAUCUCGUAUGGGCUGCCGCGCUCUUAUUUAUCCUUUCUAAGGGGCCCCCGCUCGCAAGAGCAGGGGCAGCCGUGUGCAAGUGCAGACCUUUUAUCGGAAGUGGUCGUCUUCGGAAGUGGGGCGCGGCUGCUUUUACCAAGGGCCUGCCAUGUCGUCAAGUGAUAACGGAGGAGGAGGCUGUAACAAGGACACGUUGAAAUCUGAUAAGUCGUCUUUUCAAAAAGCUUGGGACGGGUGUGAAGUCAAUUUAAGUUCACUAGUUCACAAAGUCGCUUGCAUGAAUGGGGGCUGACAUGCUUUCGGGCCGAGUUAAAGCUGGAAGUUGUUUGCCCGGCGUAUUGUAUGGCCGCACCAGCG
This is a messenger RNA of Klebsormidium nitens, 1424 nucleotides long. The record is from the annotation of a GenBank genome assembly. Lineage: Eukaryota; Viridiplantae; Streptophyta; Klebsormidiophyceae; Klebsormidiales; Klebsormidiaceae.